CGCCUCCCCCUGCCCCGCAGCAGCCCCUCGGGAGCCGAGGCCGCCCACCCCACUGCCAUGUCCAAAAGCUUGAAAAAGAAAAGCCACUGGACGAGCAAAGUCCAUGAGAGUGUCAUUGGCAGGAACCCGGAGGGCCAGCUGGGCUUCGAGCUGAAGGGGGGCGCCGAGAACGGGCAGUUCCCCUACCUGGGGGAGGUGAAGCCCGGCAAGGUGGCCUACGAGAGCGGCAGCAAGCUGGCGUCGGAGGAGCUGCUGCUGGAGGUGAACGAGACCCCCGUGGCGGGGCUCACCAUCCGGGACGUGCUGGCCGUCAUCAAGCACUGCAAGGACCCCCUCCGCCUCAAGUGUGUCAAGCAAGGAGGAAUUGUUGAUAAGGAUCUUCGUCACUACCUCAACUUACGAUUUCAGAAGGGUUCUGUGGACCACGAACUUCAGCAAAUCAUCCGUGACAACCUCUACCUCCGCACAGUGCCAUGCACCACAAGGCCACAUAAGGAGGGUGAGGUCCCUGGAGUGGACUAUAUUUUCAUCACCGUUGAAGAUUUUAUGGAAUUGGAGAAAAGUGGUGCUCUCCUAGAAAGUGGGACUUAUGAAGACAAUUACUACGGCACGCCAAAGCCUCCAGCAGAACCAGCACCAUUAUUAUUAAAUGUAACAGACCAGAUACUUCCGGGAGCCACUCCAAGUGCUGAAGGAAAACGGAAGAGGAAUAAAUCAGUGAGCAACAUGGAGAAAGCCAGUAUAGAGCCUCCCGAGGAAGAAGAGGAAGAGAGGCCUGUGGUCAAUGGAAAUGGAGUAGUAGUAACACCAGAAUCCAGUGAACAUGAAGACAAGAGUGCAGGUGCCUCAGGGGAGACACCCUCCCAGCCUUAUCCUGCACCAGUGUAUAGUCAGCCUGAGGAGCUGAAGGAGCAGAUGGAUGAUGCAAAACCAACUAAACCUGAAGAGAAUGAGGAGUCAGACCCAUUGCCUGAUAACUGGGAAAUGGCCUAUACAGAGAAGGGUGAAGUCUACUUCAUUGACCAUAACACAAAGACAACAUCAUGGCUGGAUCCUCGACUUGCGAAAAAGGCUAAACCUCCAGAAGAGUGCAAAGAGAAUGAGCUUCCAUAUGGCUGGGAAAAAAUCGAUGAUCCCAUAUAUGGCACUUACUAUGUUGACCACAUAAACAGAAGAACACAGUUUGAAAACCCUGUCCUGGAAGCAAAAAGGAAGCUACAGCAGCAUAACAUGCCCCACACAGACCUGGGAACAAAGCCCCUGCAGGCGCCAGGUUUCCGAGUAGCCGGCUCCUCGUCGACAUUACCUAGGCCCACAUGCACCUGCCCCCGCGCUGUCCUGGAGAGGUCGCGCAGCGUGAAUGACUUGUCUUACUAUCCGCGUGACCACGCGGGGAGGCCUUGGCCCUGCGAAAAACCGCUCUUCACCCGGGAUGCAUCCCAGUUGAAGGGAACAUUCCUCAGCAUCACUCUAAAAAAGAGCAGCAUGGGUUUUGGAUUCACCAUCAUUGGUGGAGAUGAGCCUGAUGAGUUUCUGCAGGUGAAAAGUGUGAUUCCGGAUGGGCCUGCAGCCCAGGAUGGGAAAAUGGAAACAGGUGAUGUCAUUGUCUAUAUUAAUGAAGUUUGUGUCCUUGGACACACUCAUGCAGAUGUAGUCAAACUUUUCCAGUCUGUUCCUAUUGGUCAGAGUGUCAACCUGGUGUUGUGUCGUGGCUACCCUUUGCCCUUUGAUCCUGAGGAUCCUGCUAACAGCAUGGUGCCACCCCUUGCAAUAAUGGAGAGGCCACCUCCGGUGAUGGUCAAUGGAAGACAUAACUAUGAAACAUAUUUGGAAUACAUUUCUCGGACCUCACAGUCGGUUCCGGAUAUAACAGAUCGACCGCCUCAUUCUUUGCACUCAAUGCCAGCUGAUGGUCAAUUAGAUGGCACGUAUCCACCACCUGUCCAUGACGACAAUGUGUCUAUGGCUUCAUCUGGGGCCACCCAAGCUGAACUUAUGACCUUAACCAUUGUGAAAGGUGCCCAGGGCUUUGGCUUCACUAUUGCCGACAGUCCUACAGGACAGCGGGUGAAACAAAUACUUGACGUUCAGGGAUGCCCUGGCCUGUGUGAAGGUGACCUCAUUGUUGAGAUCAACCAGCAGAAUGUACAGAACCUGAGCCAUACAGAAGUAGUGGAUAUACUUAAGGACUGUCCCAUUGGAAGUGAGACUUCUUUGAUUAUCCAUCGAGGAGGUUUCUUUUCUCCAUGGAAAACUCCAAAGCCUAUAAUGGACCGUUGGGAGAACCAAGGCAGUCCUCAAACAAGUCUAUCUGCUCCGGCCAUCCCGCAGAACCUGCCCUUCCCACCCACCCUCCACAGAACUUCUUUUCCUGACUCAACAGAGGCCUUUGACCCAAGGAAGCCUGACCCCUACGAGCUCUAUGAGAAAUCUAGAGCGAUUUAUGAAAGUAGGCAACAAGUGCCACCAAGGACCAGUUUUCGAAUGGAUUCCUCUGGUCCAGAUUAUAAGGAGCUGGAUGUUCACCUUCGCAGGAUGGAGUCUGGAUUUGGCUUCAGAAUCCUCGGGGGAGAUGAGCCUGGGCAGCCUAUUUUGAUUGGCGCAGUCAUUGCCAUGGGUUCAGCCGACAGAGACGGCCGCCUACACCCGGGAGACGAGCUUGUCUAUGUUGACGGGAUUCCAGUGGCUGGCAAGACCCACCGCUAUGUCAUCGACCUGAUGCACCAUGCAGCCCGGAACGGGCAGGUCAACCUCACUGUGAGAAGGAAGGUGCUAUGUGGAGGGGAACCCUGCCCAGAGAAUGGGAGGAGUCCAGGCUCCGUAUCAACCCACCACAGCUCUCCACGCAGUGACUACGCAACCUACGCCAACAGCAACCAUGCUGCCACAAGUAGCAAUGCCUCUCCUCCUGAAGGCUUUGCCUCGCACAGCCUGCAGACCAGUGAUGUGGUCAUUCACCGCAAAGAGAACGAAGGCUUCGGCUUUGUCAUCAUCAGCUCCCUGAACAGACCUGAGUCCGGAUCCACUAUCACUGUGCCCCAUAAAAUCGGACGCAUCAUCGAUGGGAGUCCUGCAGACCGUUGUGCAAAACUGAAAGUGGGGGACCGGAUCUUAGCAGUGAACGGCCAGUCCAUCAUCAACAUGCCUCAUGCAGACAUCGUGAAGCUCAUCAAGGACGCGGGUCUUAGUGUCACCCUCCGCAUCAUUCCUCAGGAGGAGCUCAACAGCCCAGCCUCGGCGCCCAGCUCAGAGAAGCAGAGCCCGAUGGCCCAGCAGAGUCCUCUGGCCCAGCCAAGCCCGGCCACUCCCAACAGUCCUGUUGCCCAGCCAGCUCCUCCUCAGCCACUUCAGCUGCAAGGACAUGAAAAUAGUUACAGAUCAGAAGUAAAAGCGAGGCAAGAUGUGAAACCAGACAUCCGACAGCCUCCAUUCACGGACUACAGGCAGCCGCCACUGGACUACAGGCAGCCCCCAGGAGGGGACUACCAGCAACCCCCACCCUUGGACUACAGGCAGCCUCCCCUGUUGGACUACAGACAGCACUCCCCUGACACCAGACAGUACCCUCUGGCAGACUAUAGGCAGCCCCAGGAUUUUGAUUAUUUCACUGUGGACAUGGAGAAAGGAGCCAAAGGAUUUGGAUUCAGCAUCCGUGGAGGAAGGGAAUACAAAAUGGAUUUGUACGUGUUGAGAUUGGCAGAAGAUGGGCCCGCAAUAAGGAAUGGAAGGAUGAGGGUAGGAGAUCAAAUCAUUGAGAUCAAUGGGGAGAGCACAAGGGACAUGACCCACGCCAGAGCAAUAGAACUCAUCAAGUCAGGAGGAAGAAGGGUCCGUCUCCUGCUGAAGCGCGGGACGGGGCAAGUCCCGGAGUAUGAAGACUCCAUCUUAGCAGACUAGAACAAGAGCUUUUCCCUCCUGGCUUGAAGAAGUAAGCUGCCACAUUGUGAGAGGUCUGCUGGAACUGGGAGGCUUCGAAGAUCCAAGGGCAGCCUCCUGUGGACAGCCAUCGAAAAGCCGGGGCCCUCAGUCAUGCAGCCAUCAGGAACUGAGUCCUGGCAGCAGCCUGAAUGAGCCUAGAAGAGGGUUGUUCUCCAGUUAAUUCUCCACAUGAGAAUUCAACCCAACUGGCACCUGGAUUGCAGCCCUGUGAGACCACAGACAGAGGACCCAGACUCCUGGACGCACGGAAACUGUGAUGUAGUAUCGUAUGUGUUAUUUCAACCUGCUAAAUUUGUAGUAAUUUGUUUUGCAGAAAAAUAGAAAACAAACACACUCCCAAACGUUCUCUCCUACGCUUUUCUGCUUAUUCUUUUGCCUUAGCACUUUUAGUCAUUUAACAUUUCCUAUGUAUGCCUUGUUUAUUGUCUGUGCUUCCCCCUCUAUUCUUGAACAUAAGUUGUACUACGACAGGGAUUUUUGUCAAGUCUUUUCCUGCCAUUAUAUUUUCAGUGGCUUGAACAAUCUCAGUAAACAUCUGUUGAAUGAAUGAAUAAAUGAGU
Messenger RNA from Canis lupus familiaris (dog), 4499 nucleotides. RefSeq names its product membrane associated guanylate kinase, WW and PDZ domain containing 2 (gene MAGI2). The record is from RefSeq and is a predicted model, not a curated record. The transcript is spliced from 23 exons. The coding region runs from base 58 to 3897 and encodes 1279 amino acids. Gene Ontology annotation, cellular component: dendrite; cytoplasm. Gene Ontology annotation, biological process: receptor clustering; signal transduction. Gene Ontology annotation, molecular function: SMAD binding; signaling receptor complex adaptor activity; beta-1 adrenergic receptor binding. NCBI's taxonomy places the organism in Eukaryota, Metazoa, Chordata, Mammalia, Carnivora, Canidae.